Phyllostomus hastatus (greater spear-nosed bat) is the source of this 2713-nucleotide messenger RNA. RefSeq names its product myosin-9-like. The transcript is spliced from 10 exons. Lineage: Eukaryota; Metazoa; Chordata; Mammalia; Chiroptera; Phyllostomidae. Gene Ontology annotation, cellular component: extracellular region; myosin complex; membrane. The record is from RefSeq and is a predicted model, not a curated record. Gene Ontology annotation, biological process: lipid transport; lipoprotein metabolic process. The coding region runs from base 68 to 2311 and encodes 747 amino acids. Gene Ontology annotation, molecular function: lipid binding.
CCUCUUUCUAGCCAGACACAGGAGGGCGAGCUGAAGGGAAAAGCCCCGAGAUCCCACUGCUGACACCAUGGCCUCAGAAGCUGGCAACGUCGACCCAGAAAGUGGAAAGAUUCUUCCUGCUAUUGAGUUUUUACUGGACCUACGGAACAUGGAGAAACUGCGGUGCCUGCUGAGUGCUGAAGCCUGGGAGAGAUUUGUGGCAGCAUCCAGCGUGCCCAGGGAGGAGGCAGAUGCGCUGUAUGAAGAACUGAACCAGCUGAAAAGACUCAUGGCCACGGAGGACAAACAAAACCUGUCAGAUGAGCAGCGGCAUAGGGAGAUGUUUAUGAAGCAGUUUACUUGGGUGAAACAGGACCUCAAGUGGCGCAUAGCGCAUCUCCAUGCACUGGCUGACACUGUUGACAGGAUGCACAGGGGCUGUACCAUCUCCAACAUGGUGGCCAGCUCCACCAGUGCUGUGUCUGGCACCCUGACCAUCGUUGGCCUGUCCCUGGGACCCAUGACAGCCGGGGCCAGUCUGGUGCUUGCAGCAACCGGACUGGGAGCAAUAGCGACUGUGACCAGUGUGUCUGCCAGCAUUGCAGAACGUGUAGGGAACAAGUCAGCAAAAGCUGAAGCCUGUCGUCUGGUGUCUGAUGCCAUUGACAAUGAGGUGGUCAUGCAGGUUCUAAGUGAAAUCGUACCUGGAAUUGCUUCCUUAGCGAAGGGCAUCCUAUCCCUGUACAAGAUUGUGAAGAACGUCCGUGCCUCCAACGUGGCCAAAGCUAAGCCUCUCAUAGAAGCAGAGGUCCGGUUUUUGGUGACCACAGUAAAGAUCUCAAUGCGAAACAACAGGGAGCUAAAGGAAGCUUUUGGGAUCAGUGCUCAAGAAGUGGCCAAAGGAGCCUGGAUCUUUGCUUUGGCCACUGCAGGUGUAUUCCUUCUGGAAGAUGCGAUCAGCCUUGUAAAGGAGACAAAGCACUUGAAUGAAGGGUCAAAGUCGGAGUCAGCUGCAGAGUUGAGGCAGCAGGCCCAGGAGCUGGAGGGGAAGCUGGAGGAACUCAUCUGGAUUCAUGAGAUUCUGCAGGAGGCAGAGCUGGAGAACUGCAAAAAGCAAUUAUUCAGAAAGACAAAGGGUCUCCUGAGCUCCAAGUAUGAGAUGAAUGAGAGUGACCAGAUGAAGGACUACAUGUGGGAGAUAGAGGAUACACGUGCUUCCCAUGAAGAGAUCCUGGCAAAGGCCAAGGAGAACGAAAAGAAGAGGAAGAGCAUGGAGGCCAAGAUGAUUCAGCUGCAGGAGGUGAAAGGCAACCUUGAGAAGGCCAACCAGACCCUGGAGCAUGAGAGAGGGGAGCUGGCCAAGGAGGUGAAGGUCCUGCUGCAGGAAAAAUGGGACUCAGAGCACAGGCGGCAGAAAGCAGAGGCCCAGCUGCAGGAGCUGCAGGUGAAGUUCAAGGAGGAAGAGCAAGUGCGCACACAGCUGCAGGCAGAGCUGGAGCAGCUCAACAGGAAGUUCUGCACACUGGUGGAGGACCUCAUGAGCUCCAAGGUUGACAUUGGCAAGAGUGUGGAAGAGGUGAAGACCCUGCUCGAGGAGCUGGAGGAUGAACUUUGGACCACCAUGGAUACCAGGCUGUGCUUGGAGGUGAAAUUGCCAGCUGUAAAGGCCAAGCUCAGAUGGGUCCGACAGGAGCAGAGCGAGGAGAAGAAUAAGCAGCUUGUCCCAAAUGAGAGGGAGGCAGAGCUGGAGGAGGACAGGAUGCAGUGCUCAAUGGCCAUGGCCAAUGGGAAGAAGCUGGAGGUGGACCCGAAGGACCUGGAGGCUCAGACCGACUGGGCCAACAAGAACCACGACGAGGCCCUGGAAGAGCUCCGGAAGCUGCAGGCCAAGAUGAAAGACUGCACCAGGGAGCUGGAGGUGAUGCACGCCUCCCUUGAGGAGAAGUUGGCACAGACCAAAGAGAACCAGGAGAAGCGGAAGAGCAUGGAGGCCAAGAUGAUUCAGCUGCAGAAGGUGAAAGCCAACCUUGAGAAGGACAAGCAGACCCUGGAGCAUGACCUAGGGGAGCUGACUAAGGACGUGAAAGUUCUGCAGCAGGCUAAAGUGGACUCAGAGCACAGGUGGAAGAGAGUGGAGGCCCAGCUGCAGGCGCUGCAGGUGAAGUUCAAGGAGGGAGCGCGAGAGUGCAGGCACUGGGGCCUGGGCGCUGCUCUCCGCAGCUGCUCCUCAGUCUUGGCCCAGUUUGCCUGGAUGGCUGCUCUUUUUCUUUUUCUUCUUCUUUCUCUUCUUCUUCUUUCCAUUUUUUCUUCUUCUUCCAGUUUUCAAUUUUAAAAAGCCCUUCAUUCUGAAAGUGUUUUAAAAUACCAGUUUUUACUUCAGCCAGCCUUGAAGACAAGCACAAAAUUGACCAGGUUACUUUUUUAACCACAACGACUGGAGCCCCCACCCCAUGGCAGCGCUAUUCUAGGUGAGAGCAGAGGGAUUCUCAGACUCAGAAACACGACUUCACUUCCAGAGAGAGCCAGACCACCUUGUCCCGAGAGGAGAAAUACACGCAGUCACCGUUCUUACUGCUGACCUUCCCCAGACUCACUUCUGGCUCAAGGAAAAGCUAAUAUCUGAUGCAUGGGUCACCGGCCAGCAGUGAUCACAGACCGCUGCAGAUGGCUCGUUGAAACACGAGAAAAAACAUGCACAGAGACAGACCAGUUUCUGUGGAGAAGUAGGGAUGUA